AUGUUUCAGAUGGGAAGAUGGGCGGACGUCUGGAGGUUGAACAACCGGCCGCCUGGUCCGCUCAUUCCACGCUCAAACCGGAGAUGGGCCGGGUUCGAAAAAAGACACACGAACAAACACAUAAACAGACAUAAUUCAGCUUACCCGCAAUUGUGGAUCAGGAUUGUCUGUAUCGCCGAGGCGCGGGUCAAGUCCGAGGUUCGAGAUUGGCAUUCCGAAGUCUAA
Molecule: messenger RNA, 225 nt
Organism: Protopolystoma xenopodis
Lineage: Eukaryota; Metazoa; Platyhelminthes; Monogenea; Polystomatidea; Polystomatidae
Source: the annotation of a GenBank genome assembly